AUGAGCGAAGCGGACAUCGAGCAGAUGAAUGACAUGAGCAAAGGGGGCAUUGGCGUUUCGCGAAUCUACAGUUUUAUGGCGAGCCUAGCCGGCGGGUAUCAUAAUGUCCCGUACACAACAAGGGACAUGCACAAUGUAAAUGCGAAGCAACGAAGGGAGGGUGGCCUAGAUGCAGAAUCGUGCUUAAGGUAUCUCCGAGAGUGCAAGGCAAAAGAUCCAGCACUGUACUACAAAGAAGUUGUUGACGGGGAGGGCGUGUUACAACAUUUGUUUUGGUGUGACGGCACCAGCCAAAUUGAUUACCAGGUAUUUGGAGACGUGGUUGUAUUUGAUGCAACGUACAAGAAAAACAUUUACCUUUCACCUCUUGUAGUAUUCUCCGGUGUGAAUCACCACAACCAAACGGUUGUCUUUGCCGCUGUACUGGUGGCAGACGAGAAAUAA
Molecule: messenger RNA, 444 nt
Organism: Arachis ipaensis
Lineage: Eukaryota; Viridiplantae; Streptophyta; Magnoliopsida; Fabales; Fabaceae
Source: RefSeq, a predicted model, not a curated record